AGGAAAAGGAGGGCGCGUCUUCGUAGAACGCAUAAACCGUGGCUAAGCAUCUCGAAGACUGAUAACUGUCAAAUGACAAUAGUAUUAAGGAAUUACGUUCGCGCGUGGCCGAGAACAAUUGAGAAUGGCAGCGGAGAUAAAACCCGCCCCGGGAGUAAAUCACGAUAAGUUCAGCAGCAAUCGCAAACCGGUGCUCUUGUCGAAAUUGGAGGGCUGCGGCGAUGACGUUAACGCCGCUGUUAUCAUUCCGCAGGAGGAAGGUGUAAUCAGUAUUUGCGAUGACAGGACAGUCAGAGUAUGGCUGAAACGUGAUUCUGGUCAUUAUUGGCCAAGUAUUUGUCAAUAUAUGCCAGCGGGCGCUACUUCCAUGUAUUAUUGCAUAGAAACGAGACAAUUGUUUGUUGGCUUGGAUAAUGGGAGUAUAAAUGAAUUUAUCUUGGAGCAAGAUUACAAUCGAAUGACAGCUAUGCGUGAUUAUCUGGCGCAUCAAGCGAGAGUCACAGGAAUUAUUUUUGCGCCAGAAUCCGAAUGGGUUUUAAGUAUAGGUCGCGAUAAAUUAUUUCAACUGCACAGUUCUGAGACAGGGCAGAAAUUAGGAUCGUACCAAACUGAUGCAUGGUAUACCGCUCUACAAUAUGACUCCCAAUCCAAACACGCUUUUGUAGGAGAUUAUUCUGGUCAGAUAGCGAUGUUGAAGCUGGAUAAUAAUGGUGUAACUUUCAUUACUACAUUAAAGGCACACACGGGGAGUAUCCACACAUUAGCAUGGGAUUUUGAAAAACAGUUGUUGUCUGGAAGUUUUGACCAAAGCAUUAUCGUCUGGGAUAUUGGAGGUCGCCAAGGCACUGCUUACGAAUUACAAGGGCAUCACAACAAAGUUACGGCAUUAUGUUACGCGAGUGCCGAACGUUUGCUCUUAUCCGGAGGCGAGGAUGGGGUAAUCGUCUGUUGGAAUAUGGCAUCGAAUAGGAAAGAAACCGCAGCCUGGGUCGAAUCUGACAUCUGUCAGGCCUGCGGGAGACCCUUCUUCUGGAAUAUAAAAGCGAUGAUGGAUCAACGGCAAUUAGGAUUGAGGCAGCACCAUUGCCGCUAUUGCGGCCGCGCCUUGUGCGCCCGUUGCACGUCACAACGGAUACCGAUACCAGCGAUGGGCUUCGAGUUCGAAGUGAGAGUCUGCGACCAGUGUCAUAUACAGCUAAAGUCUGAGAACCAAUCGUCUCUAGCAUCUUUUCACGAUGCCAAACACAAUGUCAUUGGAAUGGAUUUGGAUGCUCCCAAGAGAAGAUUGUUGACUAUAGGGCAGGAUCGUGUUAUCAAGAUUUGGGAUAUAACAGCACUCUUUCAAUAAAUGUUAUAUGGAUAAUGUCGAGGUUGAAAUCAAAUUACCUAGGUAUCAUCAUACUCUGGAAUAUUCUAGAAGAAGAGAGAGAAUAUCCCAGAACCUAUUUUUGUGAUUAUGUUAUUAUGUCUGAUUGUACAUCGGAUACAUAACUGGUGGUCUAUUAAGAAUCGUUCUGGUAUAACAUCAAGAUAGCAAACAAUUAGUUAUGAAUAAUAAUGCUAGAGCACAUGCUUAUUCGCAUAUAUAUAUAUUUUUAGCAUUUAAAUAUCAGAACAAUUCAAAGAGCUAAGCAUGUUAAUUCAAUGGAAUUAUCUUUAAAAAUAUUGUAUCGAUGGAAUUAUCUCCCCUUCUACUAUUUCUCAGAGAAGUUUAUGUAAUCGUACUUGGUUACACAUAAAUAAUCUCUGAAUGUAAGUGCAAAGUUCAAGAAGUCCCUAGUUUGAAACAUGUUAUGUACAAUGUGCAUGCAGUUAUGAUACAACACAGAUAAAAAACACGUAAUAUCUUUUAAAACUAAAAUUGAAUAUUUAAUGAUUUUUUAAUGAAUUUGAACUGAAGUUAACGCAAAAACCUCUACAAAAAAUCACAUUUACAUUGAUGAUAAAUUGACAGAUUUACACAUUUGCAAACCUUAACAUUUAAUUAUAUUUAUAUGCAAUAAAAUUGUCUGUUUUGUAUAUUUUGUUAUUAAAAUCUUUAAACCAUGUUGUUAUCCAUGUUUAAACAUAGUUUUGACUAAAAAACAGUUGAUAGUCAGCAAUUGACUAAUGAACAUAAGUUGAUUAUUUUAAUAUGAUUUAUGUAAUAUAGGAAUAGAGAUAAACAAAUAUGUGUUAAGAUUUUCGGAUUCGUUCGCGUGUUUCUACAUUACUUCCUACUACUAAACUAAUUUAAUAAUUUAGUACAUAAAUCUUGAAUUAUACUAUUUUUAAUAUGAACUCAAAUAAGUAGUGAUAUAUCUUGUAUUAAAUCCUAGUCCUAUUUAUUAUACAUAUAAAUAUUAUUAUAUCAUCUUUUAUAUGAGAACAAACUAGAGAAAAAAAUAUCGACCACCUUUAUCAUAUACUUUUUUGAUUAUUAAAGUCUCUCUUCUCGAAUACAAUAAAUAUAGGUACAAGUUAUGCAAAAUUAAUUCAUUUAAAGAUAAUGAUUUAUCGUAUUUUUUAUCAUAGAAUUAAAUAAUAUAUUUCAUCAAAUAAAAAAAACAAAAACAUUUUUAUUAUAGAUUUUCUCUAUUAGAGAUUUUAUUGGUUGAAUAAAAGUACUUCAACGACUUUAAAAUAAAAACUUUGAUAACAUAUAGUGAUAAUAAGCUUCCAUAAAAUUUAAAAUAUAUUCGUAGACGAAUAAAUUGUACUAAAAGACUAUCUCAUAUAAAUAUCAUGCGGUUGGUUUGAUCAGUUUCUUUAUCUCCUCGCCCAAUGUACAUAAAAUGCAUAUCUUGUACCUGUACAUAUUAUAUAUAUAAUUAUUUCAUACCAAUCACUGAGAUUAUGGAAGAGAUCACCCUUGUUAUCAAAGUGCAUUUAGAUUUAUUCGCAGAAUAAAUCUCGCAUUUUGAGUAAAUAAACGCGCAAAUGCAAUUUGCACGGUCCGAAUAAACUAUAUCCAUUAAAUAAAUAUAUAUAUAUAUAUAUAUAUAUAUAUAUAUAUAUAUAUAUGUAUUGUAUGUUUAUAAGCUCGAUUAUAGAAAACACUACAACAAAUACUGUCGCAUUUUUGUAUGUUUUGCUAAAAAAAAGGUAUAUAAGUAUACAUGUAUAAUAUAUAUUUAAACACAUACGUAUACUAUGUGUAUAAUGCUUCUUAUUCUAAAUAAAAUAAACUUUACACCAUUACACGACCAAACAUGUAUGUACAUCAUCAGAUGACGAUUAUUAUUCGACGUUUAUAAUUGUAAAAAGGAAAAAAAUGAACGAAUGUUAAAUUAUGCAACAUAUUAUUGUCACUCUCGCUAUGAAAUACAGUAUGUAUGUGUAUGUAAUUUGCAGAAGAAUGUAAAGAAAAAAA
This is a messenger RNA of Nylanderia fulva, 3352 nucleotides long. It is a transcript of the gene Wdfy2, whose product is annotated as WD repeat and FYVE domain containing 2. Lineage: Eukaryota; Metazoa; Arthropoda; Insecta; Hymenoptera; Formicidae. Gene Ontology annotation, molecular function: metal ion binding; protein binding. Gene Ontology annotation, cellular component: early endosome. The record is from RefSeq and is a predicted model, not a curated record.